Salvelinus fontinalis (brook trout) is the source of this 828-nucleotide messenger RNA. RefSeq names its product ecto-ADP-ribosyltransferase 5-like. The transcript has a single exon. Lineage: Eukaryota; Metazoa; Chordata; Actinopteri; Salmoniformes; Salmonidae. Gene Ontology annotation, molecular function: NAD+ poly-ADP-ribosyltransferase activity; NAD+-protein-arginine ADP-ribosyltransferase activity. The record is from RefSeq and is a predicted model, not a curated record.
AUGUUGUUUUUACAGUUCAAGCCGUUUGCGCUGGACAUGGCCCCAGAUUCUGUUGAUGACAAAUAUGAUGGUUGCACAACGGAAAUGUACACUAAGGCGGCCAAGUAUCUCCAGGAAGAGAGAAAUUCAAACUCAAAGUUCAAUGAAGCCUGGAAGAUAGCCGAACAAAAAGCAAAGUCACCUAAAUAUGGUCUGUACAGAGAGCAUUCCAUUGCUAUGUAUUUGUACACAAAUAACAAACCCAAAACCAAAUCUAAAUCUAAAUCACAAUCCUUCUACUUUGACUUCAACAAAGCAGUUAGAAAUGGCAAAUCACUGUAUGGAAAAACAUUCCAGUACCAAUCCCUGCACUUCUAUCUGACUGAUGCCAUUCGCAUCCUUAAACUAAGUCAAACAACAUGUAGGACCACCUACCGUAGAACUGGCACGUAUUUUGAUCAGAGUGUUGUUGACAAAGAGAUCCGUUUCGGUUCUUUCACCUCAAGCUCUCAACUCAAAACCUUAUAAACUUUCGGUAACGUUUCCUGCUUUGAGAUCAAAACAUGUUUUGGGGCUAACCUGACAUAUUACUCUGCCUAUGCAAAUGAGAGUGAGGUUUUAAUUCCGCCCUAUGAGGUAUUCAAAGUCACUGAAGUCCAGAAGAACCAGUUGUGUAAGGUUGUCUACAAGGUAGAGAGCACUAGAUCUCAGAGCAACCUGAAUUGUAGAUUGCUAAAUGGAGUGCAAUCAAACCAGAGAGGGAGCUUUUUUCCAUUCAGCAGAACAUCAGAUAAGCCUGCAGGCUUCAUAAUGCUCUAUUUUAUGUUCAUAUUUACUGUAUAUUACUGA